Molecule: messenger RNA, 2524 nt
Organism: Drosophila navojoa
Lineage: Eukaryota; Metazoa; Arthropoda; Insecta; Diptera; Drosophilidae
Biological process (GO): regulation of transcription by RNA polymerase II
Cellular component (GO): transcription regulator complex; chromatin; PcG protein complex
Molecular function (GO): zinc ion binding; DNA-binding transcription factor activity, RNA polymerase II-specific; RNA polymerase II cis-regulatory region sequence-specific DNA binding
Source: RefSeq, a predicted model, not a curated record
UUACUAAAAUAUUUGUUGAGCUCAAAGAAUAUUUUUCUCUUAAUUUUCAAUUUUAUUGAUACAAACGAUGCUUAAAAAUAUGUGUAGAGUAUGUGGCAGAUAUGCUGCGUAUAAGAAGUCAUUAAGAAUAUUUGAAAAUAAACAUAUGCUGUGGAGUAUCCAACUUCUCACGGGAUUAAUUUUGGAAAAUACAAGUUGUUUGCCAGACCUAAUAUGCAUUUGUUGCCAGACAGAAUUACGAGAGGCAAUCAGAUUUAGCGAAAGAGUAAUAGCGGCGCAACAGCAGCUGCUAUCAGCGUUAACUGAGGAAGAGCUGCAGAAUGUAUCCGAGGAGUAUAAAGUGGCGGUCAUGGAAUAUGCUAGCAGUAGUAAUCACUCACUAAUUAAUAAAAUCACCUCAGAGACCCAAUCAGAGCCCACGGCUAUAACUGAAGAAGAACCUGUAGCAGAUGAAGAGUUGGUAAUUAAAAUUCAAGCGGAGGAGCAGGAAAUUCUUAUAGAGGAAAAUAGUCAAAAUGAUGGUCUUUUGGAAUAUAACAUAAAAAUUGAUGAUGAACUAAUUAGACAGGCAGCUGAAACACAGGAUGUCGAUACCUUCGAAGUAUUUGAGGCUCCAACUAAAGAGCAGCAGCGAAAUGAACUUAUAGACGAUACCAACGAAAAACCAAUUACCGAAGAUUAUAUUCUGCCUGAUAAAAAUUUAGAUGAGGAGUGUGCAGUUUUGGAUAGAGUACUAAACGAUGAGAUCGCCGCCCAAAGUGAGGGGAAGAAAAAGCGCGGCCGCAAACGUAUAGGAAACCUCAUAUUCGUUUGUGAUGAAUGUGGUAAUCACAUAUCUGGACGCAUGGCGUUUGAACUACAUUGCCGCCGACAUCGCGGGGACAAACAGUUUGAAUGCGACGUUUGUCAGGAUCGUUUUUGCACCAGCUCAGAACUGAAGCGUCACAUUCGUAGGCACACCGGAGAGCGUCCCUUUGGCUGCCAGUACUGUGGCCGUUGCUUCACGGACUACAGUACCCGGUUGAAACACGAGCGGACGCACACAAAUGAGCGACCAUAUGUAUGCACUAGUUGCGGCAAGGCAUUUACUACAGCUUACAUUCUAAAGAAUCACAUGCUUAUUCAUUCCGGCGAACGUGCUUUCAGUUGUGAGCUGUGCAAGAAAACCUUUAUGCGGCAAACACACCUGGCCACUCAUUGUCGGUCUAGAACGCACGAGCGCAACCUGGAGCAAGAAAACCAAAAAAAGAAAACUAAGAAUAGUGGGCGUCGCUUGCUGCGCUGCGUACUCUGUGGCAAAAAUACCGCCAGACAAAACGCAUUAAUAAUUUUUAAAAACAAUGAUAUUCUUUAUGGCAUUCAAGUCUUAACGGGAUUAAUCUUGGAAAAUGCAAAAUGCCUGCCGGAACUUAUAUGUAGCAGCUGCCAGAAAGAAUUGCGCGAAGCCAUUGCAUUUUGCGAUAAAGUAAUUGCCACACAGCAAGAACUUCUAUUAGCGUUAACUGAGGACGAGCUAAAGGAGUAUAAGACAGUCGUAGAUGAACAAGCUGUCAACAGUUGUGAGAAAUCAAUUGAUAGAAACAGCACUGAAGCUCAAGAUGAUCUAAUUGAGGAGUCGAUUAUUGAAACCAACCUGAUUGCAGACGAUAUUAUCAUAGAGGAACAAGACAAGCACGAUCAUUUACUGGAAUACGAUAUCAUCAUAAAUGAUGACACAGUCGUACAGGAAGCUGAAAUAGACGUUCGAACUUUGGAAACGAUAGAAAACUUCACUGAUGAAGACCAAUAUGUAUUGGUUAACGAACCCGAUGGAAAUACAUCUCGCGGAGAUUACAUGCUGUGUGAGAAGGAAUGGAGUGACGAAGGUAUAAUAUUAACCAAGGAAGUCAACGACGACGAAACUGUAGAGCCACAAAAUACUAUUAAAAAUAAACGAGGUCGAAAACGACACGGGAACCUAAUGUUUAUUUGCAAUGAAUGCGGAAUUAAUAUAUCCGGCCGUGUGGCCUUCGACUUGCACUGUAGACGACAUCGUGGAGAAAAGCAAUUCGAAUGCACCAAUUGCCAAAGCCGUUUUUGCACAAGCUCUGAAUUAAAGAGCCACAUGCGCAGGCACACAGGCGAACGCCCCUUUCCUUGUCGCUAUUGUGAUCGAUACUUCGCGGACAAUAGUACUCGGAUAAAGCAUGAGCGGACACACACCAAUGAGCGACCGUAUGCAUGUGAUACCUGUGGAAAGGCCUUUACCACCACCUACAUACUUAAGAAUCAUAUGCUCACUCAUUCUGGCGAACGCGCCUUUAGCUGCGAGCCGUGCAACAAAACCUUUCGACGACAUACUCAUCUUGUUACACAUUUUCGGUCUAGAGCUCACAAACGUAAACGAGACCGUCAAAGCAAGGAAAUGUUGAGUACAAGUUAACAUGACUUAAAUAGGCAUAUCUACGCUUUAAGGGUACACAGAAAUGUAUCUACUUUAAUUAUAGAAUCACGACAAAAUAAACUAAUAAAACAAGACAAAUAU